Astrephomene gubernaculifera is the source of this 574-nucleotide messenger RNA. The record is from the annotation of a GenBank genome assembly. NCBI's taxonomy places the organism in Eukaryota, Viridiplantae, Chlorophyta, Chlorophyceae, Chlamydomonadales, Astrephomenaceae.
CGGAGGGGGAACUGCGCAUGGCGAUAAAGCUGGGUCGUGAGACGCUGUUUGAGGAGGAGCUGGAGGAGGAGGAGGUGGGGCAGGUGCUGGCGCCGCUCACCGCGCAGCUGGCGUACGUGCUGGGCAGGAGCGGGCGGGCGGCGGAGGCGGGGGAGCUGUACGACAGCCUGCUCAAGGGCUCCCAGCCCCUCAGCGACGAGGCCACUCGCGCCCUCGCCCUCAACAACUCCCUGGCUGACGCCCCGCAGCGUCUGGAGCCGGGACCGCAUAACCGCAAACACAUCAACUCCGCAACCAAGCGGUUGGAGGCGCUGAUCGAGCGACCCGGGGGUCACUCGGCUGCUGCUGCUGCGGCGGCUGCUGCCUCGGAUGCGGCGGGUUCGGAGGGCGGCAUUGGUUCGCUAGCUGGGCUGCUGGCUAGGCACACGCCGGCGGGGAGCCUGCCUCGCCUGGUGGAGGGGCUGGAGAGCCGGCUGGGGGCGGCGCAGAAGAUGCAGCUGAUGCUGAACCUGGGGCUGCUGUACCUGCUGGGCGGUCGCUAUGACGCGGCUCGCGAGCUGGCGGGGGUGCUGGG